AUGAUCAUUACCUUCCCCAUCUCCAUAUGGAUGUGCUUAAAGAUCAUUAAGGAGUAUGAACGUGCUGUUGUAUUCCGUCUGGGACGCAUCCAAGCUGACAAAGCCAAGGGGCCAGGUAUAAUCCUGGUUCUGCCAUGCAUAGAUGUGUUUGUCAAAGUUGACCUCAAAAAAAAAAAAAAAAACAUUCCUCCACAAGAGAUCCUCACCAGAGACUCCGUGACUACUCAGGUAGAUGGAGUUGUCUAUUACAGAGUCUAUAGUAAAAAAAAAAAAAAGGCUAAUGUCAACGAUGUCCAUCAAGCAACAUUUCUGCUGGCUCAAAAAAAAAAAAAAAAUGUCUUAGGGACACAGACCUUGUCCCAGAUUUUAGCUGGACGAGAAGAGAUCGCCCAUAGCAUCCAGACUUUACUUGAUGAUGCCAAAAAAAAAAAAAAGAUCCGGGUGGCCCGAGUGGAAAUCAAAGAUGUUCGGAUUCCUGUGAAAAAAAAAAAAAACAUGGCAGCCGAGGCUGAGGCCACCCGGGAAGCCAGAGCCAAGGUCCUUGCAGCUGAAGGAGAAAUGAAUGCUUCCAAAAAAAAAAAAAAAGCCUCCAUGGUGCUGGCUGAGUCUCCCAUAGCUCUCCAGCUGCGCUACCUGCAGACCUUGAGCACAGUAGCCACUGAGAAGAAUUCUACAAUUGUGUUUCCUCUGCAAAAAAAAAAAAAAGAGGGCAUUGGUGGGGUCAGCUAUGAUAAUCACAAGAAGGUUCAGUCUGAACUUCCGGGUGUCAAAAAGUGGGGUGGCUUAGUCCCUGUUGUCACAAUGUUUCCCACGCUCUUCUGGCAAUUUCAUGUUGUUGCUGAACACGAGUUGCCAGGAUGUGACUGCUGGGCUGGCUGGUGCUCAUGGGCUCUGACCCCUCUCAAAAGUCCUCCCAUAGCUGCUCUCAGCAUCCUGUGGCUCUUCUCUGACACAAGGCUAUGCAUGCAGGCAGGUCCCUAG
This is a messenger RNA of Cercocebus atys (sooty mangabey), 981 nucleotides long. It is a transcript of the gene STOML3, whose product is annotated as stomatin (EPB72)-like 3. The transcript has 7 exons. Gene Ontology annotation, cellular component: plasma membrane. Bases 1 to 981 code for a protein of 326 amino acids. NCBI's taxonomy places the organism in Eukaryota, Metazoa, Chordata, Mammalia, Primates, Cercopithecidae. The record is from RefSeq and is a predicted model, not a curated record.